AUGGGACACUUUACCAUGUUUAAGAAGGCCAAGUGGAACUGCCUGAUGCAAAACUUUGUAGCGGGUCAUCUCAAGGGCAUAUGUGCAAAAUGGUGGAAUAUCCGGGACACCCAACACCAUGUCAAAACAAACAUCUACUCCAAAGACCCAGAUAUUGAUCAAAGCCCAUUUCUUGUUAUUGGAGAUUUACAACCUGUCAAGUAUGGCAAGAACAAAAUCAAAUUCAUCAACUACGAGAAGCAGCACCUGUAUUUCCGCAUGGUUUGGGUCCCCCUUCUUAUGCCGGUAUAUUUCAACCUGAAAUCCAUUCUAGAGAUAUACCACGGAAGGGACUGGAAGGACAUCACCUGGGUCAGCAGCUCUUACAUUCGCUAUUUCAUCACAUUUGGUCCUUUCUAUGGAAUCUUUGGAACCUUGGUGCUCAUAUACUUAGUCAAGUUUCUUGAGAGGCCCUGGGUUGUAUAUGUUACCCAGAUGAGCCACAUACCAAUGAAAAUGAGCGACGAGGAGAACCAGGACUGGUUCAGCACUCAGGUCUUGGCCACCUGUAAUGUUGAACAAUCCUUUUUCAAAGACUGGUUCACUGGGCACUUGAACUUCCAAACUGAGCACCAUCUAUUUCCCACAAUGCCACACCAUAAUUAUCACAACGUGGCACCUUUGGUGAAGUCACUGUGUGCCAAGCAUGGACUGCCAUAUGUGAAUAAGCCCAUGUUGAAGGCAUUUGGAGAUAUUGCCAGGGCCCUGAAGAAAUAUGGAGCCCUCUGGAAGGAGGCUUACUGCAUGCAUCCAGAAAUAUAA
Messenger RNA from Rangifer tarandus platyrhynchus (Svalbard reindeer), 801 nucleotides. Lineage: Eukaryota; Metazoa; Chordata; Mammalia; Artiodactyla; Cervidae. The record is from the annotation of a GenBank genome assembly.